GCCCCACUCAAGCUUUAUCUUAGCUAAGCUGUCGCAUUUCUGAACCUUCCUUCCAUUAUGUAAACAUCUGCAACACUUAUCCUCAAUUUACGUGCUCGAUUCUCGACGCUUCUAUCUCAACACUUCCUCAUCGACGGUAUUACAACAUACAAAACAAGUGUAAACAUAACCUCACAAAGCACUUUCAACUAUUAAAAACCCACACGAACAACUAAAACCCAACACCCGCCCAUAAUGGCGACCGCAGCAGCGCCACCGCCCUCCGAGCUCGCGAAGCAAAUCCUCGAGCACAAGGCGCCCAGCUACACAUUCAGCUUCACCCCGUUCCUCCGAUCAACCUACGGCCACGGCUUCCCGCCGAACCGACCCGUAUGCAAAGCCUUCGUAGCAGGACACUGCCCGCUAGGCACGUCAUGCGCGGACCGACACGUGACGCCGAACGCGGCGAGCAGCACGAACGCGAGCUACAACUCCCUAGUAUGCAAGCACUGGCUGCGCGCGCUGUGCAAGAAGGGCGAGAGCUGCGAGUUUCUUCACGAGUACAACUUGCGCAAGAUGCCGGAGUGCAACUUCUUCGUCCGCAACGGGUACUGUUCUAACGGCGACGAGUGCCUGUAUCUGCACAUCGACCCUCAAUCCAAGUUACCGCCCUGUCCCCACUACGAUCGCGGGUUUUGCCCUCUGGGUCCGAACUGCAGCAAGAAGCAUGUCAGGAGAAAGCUGUGCGUGUACUAUCUAGCUGGCUUCUGCCCCGAGGGUCCGAAUUGCAAGGAGGGCGCACAUCCUGGAUGGGAUAAGAAUCUGGAGAAGCCUAUUGCUAAGGCGGAUGUUAUUCCCGAGGAGCCUGUGAGAAGAGACGACACAUACAUGGACGAUGACCACGGUGACUUUGGAGGAAGAAGGGAACAGGGUGGUAGAGGUCGAGGCGAUAGGUUUGGUGGUGGAAGAGGUGGCCGAUGGAGAGGAAGAGGUGAUAGAAAAUUUGGGCGCGGAAGGGGUGGUGGUGGUGGUGGGGGCCAUCAUUGAGAGGCUCAUGGCAGCCAUUCGCCAACGGAAACAUGACCAACAAUGCAACACAACCUCCGCAGCUAGAGAAGGCUACAAACGAGAUGUGCUUGCGUUAUUUCCACACCAACACACUUUUGCUCGCCACAUCAUAUUGGACAACACCAGAUCACAACACGGACACAGAAAACUCAAUACUAUAUCGCCAAUAUUCUGGAGCAGGACAUAUGGUUCAAUGACGACAGAAAGGCAAAAAAAACAAAUAUUCCGCCCACACCCACUAUUAAGGCUACUAUUGCAUUGGAUCCCUAAUUCGGGGGAUUGGCGGAUUCUUGGGAACACAGGAAGAAGACACAGGAUACCCUCAAUACCGCUAGAUACCACAAUAAGUAAAUCAAUUC
Molecule: messenger RNA, 1406 nt
Organism: Annulohypoxylon maeteangense
Lineage: Eukaryota; Fungi; Ascomycota; Sordariomycetes; Xylariales; Hypoxylaceae
Exons: 1
Coding region: 235-1026 (263 amino acids)
Molecular function (GO): RNA binding; metal ion binding
Source: RefSeq, a predicted model, not a curated record